AUAAUGUUCACUUUGUUUCCGCCAACUCAGAUAAUACUUUCAUAUUUUCCUCGCGCCAUUCUUAUAACCGCGUCACAUUUUGUUCCGAUAAGUAUGGAAAAAGCCACCAAGAACGACUCUAAAAAAAGGGCUGCUAAAGAAAGCGAUGAAGUGAGUCCUAACAGGGAGGAAGUUUCUUCGAAAGAACCUAAGCAAAAGAAAGUUAAAACCGCCACCACUUCUACCACUUCUUUGCCUCUCAAUACGAAAAUGCCUGAAAAAUUAGAGUUCCAAAAGCCUUCAGGAACUAUUAAGCUCGCGUCAUGGAACGUUAGCGGUUUGAAAGCAGCUUUAAAGAAGGGGUAUCAUACAUAUGUGGAAGCCGAAGAUGCAGAUAUUCUGUGUCUUCAAGAAACGAAAGUCAAUGAAAAAGAAUUUAAUGCUGUCGAUACCAAAAAAUAUAAAUAUAAUUGGUGGGGAUUUGAGAAAAAAAAAGGAUACGGUGGAAUUGCUGUAUUCUCAAAGAUUGAACCGAUUUCGGUUGUUUUUGGCCUCUCUACACAUCCUGAUCCUGAGGUUACCAAGGGUCGCGUCGUUACAUUGGAGUUCGAGACAUUGUAUUAUGUAACUGCCUACGUGCCAAAUGCGGGAGAAAAACUCGUUAGAUUAAAGGAGCGUGUUAUUUGGGAUGAGGCCAUGAAACAAUAUUUAACGCAACUAGAUGAAAAGAAACCGGUCAUCUGGGCAGGAGAUAUGAAUGUUGCCCAUAAAGAAAUUGAUUUGGCGCGUCCAGCAACUAAUCAAAGGACUGCUGGAUUUACAAUAGAAGAACGAUCCGGAUUUGACAAAAUUUUGGAUGGAGGAAAAGACACAUUUAUUGAUACUUGGCGCCAUAUGCACCCGGACACAACGGGCAGUUACACUUACUAUUCCUAUCGAUUUCAGUGCCGCACUAAAGGUCUUGGCUGGCGUUUAGAUUAUCAUGUUGUAAGCAAAAGAUUGUUGGAUAGA
Molecule: messenger RNA, 990 nt
Organism: Dentiscutata heterogama
Lineage: Eukaryota; Fungi; Glomeromycota; Glomeromycetes; Diversisporales; Gigasporaceae
Source: the annotation of a GenBank genome assembly